UUUGGCAUCUCCAACUCCACCGGCCACACGUUUCUCCUCCAUCUCCAUCUCCGCCUGGAGUCCUGGACGGACACCACGCGCCCGACGGCCCGAGCGACGCUUCCGCCCCCGCGCCCCGCUUCGCUUCUGCCUUCUGGAUUGUCCAGCUAAAGACGCUGCAUUUUACAAUCCAAGCUUCUUUGGGAAGCCCCUGACGAAAAACCAAGUUGGACUUGCAAAGGUGGAUAGCUGGUCCAGUAGGGCUGGCUCUAGAAGAUCAACCACGGCUCCAAGGAUAGGAUCCCGUAUUACACUUCGAAGGGGAAGACAAUGCUCCCAGUGUUUUCCUAAGUUUCUACUUGCAUCCCCUUCUUUUCACGGUGGUCGUGGUGCCCUCCCAUCUGCAGGGGGGCAUCCUUCCGAUUUGACCUACCUUGCUGGUGGUGGUGCUGCUGAAGUCUGAAGUAGGAUUGUUAGUAUUGUAGAUAUUCAGAUAGUAUUACAUAAACUAAGCAUCAUAACUAUGGUGUCGGCCACCAAGGUAGAAGGUGAAUAUUCGUUUCUGAGCAAGAACUCUCACCUGGAUCAAUCUGAAGGUGUGAAGAUACAUCUAUAUCAAUUUGGUGCAGAACACAGAAAUGAGAAACUUAAAAGCUUUGCAUGCUCUGUACAGGAUGGCCCAAGUUUACUUGAUAUGUUGCUUCUUUCCCAGUGGGAUAAUUUUGCCUGGAAGGGCCAUUUGGACUAUGAUGUUACUGCUUGCCAACUUAAGGUCAUUGGAGGUGGAAGAAAUUUUGUGGGUCAGCUGAACAAUAAAUGGAAUCCAUUUUCACUGAAGGAAUAUGACAAGUUCUUUGAGUCCUUUGAAUGCUUGAAGCCAAAUAGUAUGAAGAGUUACGAUGGAUUGCUCCUGGGCAUUGCACAAGGAGAAAAUGAUAGACCUGAGGUUGCUCCUUCAGCAUCACCACCGAAGGAUGGACUACUUGUGAUUGCAAAUACAUAUCCUGUUGAAUAUGGUCAUAUCUUCUUGGUCCCAAGUGCAAUCCAUCAACUAUCUUGCUACUGGGACAAAAGGAUGAUUGGACUGGCUACAAAGAUUUCCUCUGAAGUAAAUAAUGAAUCAUUCAAGGUUUUCUUUGACAGCGGAACAUCUGUAGUGUCAGGUCACAUGAUUUUUCAGGCAUGUUACUUUGCAAUUCCUUUACCAGUGGAGUCUGCCUCCACUUUCACGGUAUAUGAUGGAAAGGCUGGAUCAGACAUUAUUGUGUCUGAAACAGUUGACUACCCCCUAAAAGCUCUUGUGUUCACCAGCACCAACCUAAAAACACUUGUGAGUGUUCUCAGUGAAAUAUCCUUUUCUCUGCAUGACAAUGCUACUGCAUACAGCCUGCUGAUUUCCAACAAUGGCACAAAGGUUUUCUUGUUUCCACAGGUGAAAAAUCUGGUUACUGGCUGCUGUCUGUCUGCUUGGGAGUGUGGCGGCUACUUUGUUUACCAAACCAAGUUUGAUUUUGAUAAUGCUUCUGAGACUGAAAUCUCCAACAGAAUGGGCUCUGUUUCACUCGAGGAUAGCACCUUUGAAGAUCUGAAACAUCUUUGUUGUGCUAUUGCAGACAAUCUUCUUAUGUAAGCCCAUGCAGAAUGUUAAUGCAUGAUAAAUAGUCUCUGUUAACCGCUUCAUAUGUUUUUAAGUUCAGCUGAUUGCCCAUAUACAGUGUGGAAACUGUCUUACAUUCGGAUUGAUCAAUAAAGCUUGCUGUUUUUAACA
This is a messenger RNA of Sorghum bicolor (sorghum), 1747 nucleotides long. Its product is annotated as GDP-L-galactose phosphorylase 1-like. NCBI's taxonomy places the organism in Eukaryota, Viridiplantae, Streptophyta, Magnoliopsida, Poales, Poaceae. Gene Ontology annotation, molecular function: GDP-D-glucose phosphorylase activity. The transcript is spliced from 8 exons. Gene Ontology annotation, biological process: glucose metabolic process. The coding region runs from base 503 to 1609 and encodes 368 amino acids. The record is from RefSeq and is a predicted model, not a curated record. Gene Ontology annotation, cellular component: cytoplasm.